CGAAAACGGCAGUAACGCGUUGCGGCGAUUUCCAACGCCCUUGAGGAACGCGCUGGGUGUGGUGUUAGCUCUCAGGAGCGGGCUCUCGAGAGCUAGGGAGCAUGGAAACUAAUAUCCAGAGCAGCUCCAGACCCAUACCGGAUUCCGUGACGCGGCAGGCGCAGCUCCAGGCCCCAGAAAACGAAAACAAUCCUUUAACCUUUUAUGAGUACCUCCAACGCGACCGGCAUCAAGACCCGCUGUACCGAUGCGCUCAGCCUAAUGCAUCACAAGCAUUUGGUUGGGAGCCAGUCAUACCGGAUACUAUGCAUCAAUGCAUCAAUUUUCGCGGGGUCGACUUGUUAGACAUGGCCCAGCAGUAUGUCGAAGCGGAAUUGCGAAACCCAGUGCAACAUUAUUCAGUGCGCUUUGCCCGCUUAUUGCACUGGUUCCUACUCCUGGUCAUUUUUAUACCUUUGAAUCUCGUGGUAUUAUUUGUUUGGACUCUGCCCAUCGCAACCCUCAACUCAAUGAGAAAUCAUCCGCUACUACCAAAAAAGUUUCCCCCAUACCAUUGGGCCCUCAGGCUUAGUUUAUGGGUUAUUUUCGUUCCUUACGCGAAAAUAGCUUCAUAUGGCGGUUUGCAACCAAUGCUAUUCCUCCGGACUCUCCAGCCUCCAUACGGACAUGCCAGGCAAACCUGUCUACAACUAGGGAAGGCCUUGGUUGAACAGCGAGAAAGACGACUUAAACAUUUAAAAUUAAUCCAACAAGCCUUGGCCCAGGAGGAGCAAAGAGCUCUUCAAGACUUAAUAAAUAUGUUACCGGAAAAUGAGGAAGACGGAGUUCGCAACAUACCCACUACUUCCAAGAAACCAGCCUUCAACACUGGAGUGAUGCGAGAACAGACUCAGGCUUGGCGACGCAGCGCGAGAGACUCCCAGUUUGUGAAGGACCAGGUAAGAUAAAUUAUGACUCAGUUGUUCUGUUAAUGGCCUCCACCAAGAUUGCGGCAGUAAUUGCAGAGAUCCACGAAGUUUCCGAAAUCUCCAAGACUCAGACCAACAAGGAAUUGACAGGCUAUGCAGGUGAGUGUUGCCUUUCAAUAAGAA
Cantharellus anzutake is the source of this 1091-nucleotide messenger RNA. RefSeq lists its product as uncharacterized. The transcript has 4 exons. The record is from RefSeq and is a predicted model, not a curated record. The coding region runs from base 102 to 947 and encodes 281 amino acids. Lineage: Eukaryota; Fungi; Basidiomycota; Agaricomycetes; Cantharellales; Hydnaceae.